This is a messenger RNA of Mollisia scopiformis, 1034 nucleotides long. Its product is annotated as pfkB family kinase. The record is from RefSeq and is a predicted model, not a curated record. The transcript is spliced from 3 exons. Lineage: Eukaryota; Fungi; Ascomycota; Leotiomycetes; Helotiales; Mollisiaceae. The coding region runs from base 1 to 993 and encodes 330 amino acids.
AUGGGAUCCUGGUUCUCUGGUCCACAGGCGCCUGACGUGGUUGUAACUUUCGUCUCUCUCGGCAUGGUGGUCCUGGAUGAAUUACGCUUUCCCGGGAAGAAGCUAAUUUCAGAUGUGAUGGGAGGCUCUGCGUCGUACGGAACCUUGGGAGCGCGGCUCUUCGCGAUGAACAGGAGGUCGACUUCGAUUGGCUGCCUUGUUUUGGCGGGUAAAGAUUUCCCGGAAGCUGUGGAAAAACGCCUCCGGGAAUGGAACAUGGCUUUGGUCUUGAAGAAGGAUCUGAAAAGGCUGUCCACGCGUGGCUUACUAGAAGACGAGGACACAACAUUUGGACCCAAAAAGUUCAGGUACACAACAGAGCCUCUGAAACCCUUGCCGCAUGACUUGUUUGCUUCGCCUCUGCUUGCAUCCCAUACUUACCACUUCCUGGCCGCGCCAGAAGAUCUCACUCGCCAAGUAUCCGAGCUGCUUGAGCUGCGCAUGCAAAAGGGCAUAGAUUCCAGACCUCUUCUUGUAUGGGAGCCUUUCCCGCCUGCAUGUCAGGCCGAAAGUUUGAAGUCGAUUCUGGCUGCUUGUAGCUUGGUUGAUGUGUUCUCUCCGAACCACCUAGAAAUAACUCGUCUCUUCACAGAUGCCGAUCCAGAAGAGUUUCAGCCAAAAGUUCUCGAGUCAUAUGCCCAGAAGUUUCUUGACCACUCCAUCGGCCCCCACGGGAAGGGUUGCAUUGUUAUCAGAGCUGCUGAACAUGGGUCAUUGAGUGCGUCUCGUGCAGCAGGUUGCAUAUGGUCACCGGCUUUCUAUCCCACAGCCUCCGAUCUCUCACGGAUUGUUGAUCCCACUGGAGCUGGCAACGCGUUUAUUGGGGGUUUCGCGACGGGCUUGCAAGAAAAGCGAACGCUCGACCAGGCUGCCGCUUAUGGCAAUGUUGCAGCAAGCUUUGCUCUGGAGCAGAUCGGCCUCCCUACAUUGGAGGUGAACGAUUCAUGUUCAUAACUAGAAGAUAGAAGAGAUAUGACUUCCAGACUCACUUUCCG